AUGGCGCCGAAGAGAGACCAGGGAGGUAGCCAAACUGGAUUCGAUGUCUUAGACUCAGUCCACAAGGGGGACGAACGCGAUCCUCCUCCACCUCCUAGCCACAGAGACAAUACCGCAGAAGAAGCUGCUCUGGCUGAAGAGCAGCGCAAUGCCUGGAUCCUCCGCAACCUUGGCUACCUGCAAUCGUUCGACGUUCGCGGCCUACAUCAACUUCCGCUGCUGUCGCGUCUGUGGGGAUAUGAUUUCGGCUGGUAUGGCUUAAGCAUUAUGUUCAAGAUCGCAGACUUGACAAUGCUCGCCGGUCGUCGCCUGAACCCUCAAGAGAUGUCAGUCUUCGCCUCUCACACCGCAAGGGGAGUUGUAGCGGCCUCUUACGAUCGGCCGAUUGCUAUAGGGGCAACCAGUUUUGCCCUCUGGCGCGGGUGGUCGUCAUACCGGAUGCCAUUCUAUCAGCCCAAAUUCACCACAUGGGUGCACCCACAGGCUAGUCGGCGCCCAUUCCUCUCAUCUUUGGCCUGGCAUUCAGCGCGGGUGGGGAUUUACGGGCUUGUUGGUCUCAGCGCCUAUAAGCUAUUCUCAGAUCGCUACAUCGACUACAUGCUGGUCAAUUUCGCUGAGGACGCCUUGAAAUUCGAUCCAGCCUUGAAGAAAAUAAACCAGGAUAUGAACAACAACUUGGACCGACUACGCAGCGAGAGGGCAAGAAGGCAUGGCAAGACUGAGUAG
Diaporthe amygdali is the source of this 726-nucleotide messenger RNA. RefSeq lists its product as uncharacterized. NCBI's taxonomy places the organism in Eukaryota, Fungi, Ascomycota, Sordariomycetes, Diaporthales, Diaporthaceae. The coding region runs from base 1 to 726 and encodes 241 amino acids. The record is from RefSeq and is a predicted model, not a curated record. The transcript has a single exon.